This is a messenger RNA of Cladophialophora psammophila CBS 110553, 1635 nucleotides long. RefSeq lists its product as uncharacterized. NCBI's taxonomy places the organism in Eukaryota, Fungi, Ascomycota, Eurotiomycetes, Chaetothyriales, Herpotrichiellaceae. Gene Ontology annotation, molecular function: oxidoreductase activity. The transcript has 2 exons. The record is from RefSeq and is a predicted model, not a curated record. The coding region runs from base 1 to 1635 and encodes 544 amino acids.
AUGGGUUCGAUAUCGCUGGACAAGUACUACGAUGUUUUAAUUGUGGGAGCUGGCUUCAGCGGCCUCUAUUUGUUGAACAGUCUCAGAAAGUCAGGAUACUCUGUCCGACUUCUAGAGGCGGGAGCCAAGGCUGGAGGGGUUUGGUACUGGAAUUCCUAUCCUGGAGCCCGUGUAGACUUGGAGGUACCUCAGUAUCAAUUUACGGCCGAAGAGACCUGGAAGCAAUGGGACUGGAAGCAGCGAUACCCGGGCCGAGACGAGCUGGUCGCCUAUUUUGAACACAUUACCAAAGUCUGGGCGCUGCGUAGUGACAUUGACUUCAACACGAGAGUCGAAAGUGCUCAUUGGGACAAGGACAUGUCACAGUGGCGAAUUGUUGCCCAAGCCGGUGAGCAGCAAUUUUACCGCAGCAAGUUUCUGUGCCUCUGCACCGGUUUCGCCGCCAAGCCCUUCAUGCCACCAUACCCGGGCUUGGGCAGCUUCAAAGGCACUAUACAUCAUACAUCCCACUGGCCACAGGAGAAGGUCGACCUGACGAACAAGAGGGUGGGAGUAAUUGGCACCGGCGCUUCAGGAGUCCAAGCCAUACAGGAAAUAGGCAAGGUGGCUGCUCAUCUGACCGUGUUUCAAAGAACUCCGAAUAACGCCAUCCCCAUGCGCAACCCCACGCUGGAUCAAGAACAAAACCAAGCCCUGCGGGACAACUUUGUCGAAUCGCGCAAGACACAGCUGACUACCUUUGGCGGAUUCCUCUACGACUUCGUGCAGGGAAAGACGACCGAUUUGUCCGAUGCUGAAAGACUCGCGGUCUACGAGAAACUUUGGAGCGGCGGAGGGCUGCAAUUCCAGCUGGGCAACUACAACGACAUGAUGUUCGACCCGGCUGCCAAUGCUGUCGCAUACCAGUUCUGGCGCGAAAAGACAUUACCCAGAAUCAAGGGUCCCAACAAGGCCGAGAUACUGGCACCCAAGAACCCGAUCCACCCGUUCGGGACCAAGCGAAUCAGCCUCGAGCUUGAUUACUUUGAAACCUUCAACCAACCCAACGUAGAUUUGGUCAAUCUCCUGGGGACCCCGAUUGUGCAGAUGACGCCCGAGGGAAUCCAGACGUCGGACGGGGUGAAUCACGAGCUCGACACUCUGGUCAUGGCCACGGGGUUCGAUGCCAUCACUGGGGGCAUAACGCAGAUUGACCUUCGCGGGGCGUCGGGCCAGCGCAUUACGGAAAAGUGGCAGAACGGCGUCUACACGUACCUGGGUAUGACGGUGCACGACUUUCCCAACAUGUUCUUCGUCUACGGGCCGCAGGCCCCGACGGCCUUCUCUGCAGGGCCCGUUUCGGUGGAAUUCCAAGGCGCCUGGAUCGUCGACUGCCUCCGAUACAUGAUGCAGAACAACCUGACCACGAUCAACGCCACGGCAGAAGCCGAGAGUGAGUGGAAAGCCCAUGUCGACGACAUCGGCGGCCGAGGCCUGUUCCACCAGGCCCAGAGCUGGUAUUUCGGUGCCAACAUCCCGGGCAAGCCGCGCGAAGCCCUGCUCUAUAUGGCCGGCCUGCCCGCCUACAAGGAGAAAUGCUUGGAGAGCUCUCAACACGGCUAUCGAGGAUUUGACCUCAGUUCGGUCGGUACGUAG